UAUCAGAUGCCUCUGCACGUGUUCCCUGGGAAUAUGCCCUCGUGACAUGAAAAGACCAAAAGGGAUAAAUAUAAGAAAAUGGCAAAUACUUAAGUGCCCUCAUUGUAUACUACCCGACACUCAGCGGGGAAGGAACGGUGAACGUAGUUACCGCACGGUUUUGAACCGAAGAGGAACAGAAGGCGGGAAAAGCCACAAACUUUCCCACUUCCAGAUUCUCAUAGAGGAAGACGACAACUCAGGAAUGGAGGCAAAGAGACACACAUGCUUAAAGCUACAGCUUCCUAAUACCGGCGACCCCACAGAUGCUGAACCCAUAUUUGUGAAGGGUACUUGGUAUGAUACCCGCUUUGACCUCUCCAUAACAGAUGGCUUCAAUGCUUGGGUUUGUCAUGCGUCGGAGGAGGAGGUCAAAGAGCGGGCUACUCAGUGGGACCAGCCAGUGUCGGAGUAUGUGCGAUUGGCUGAGCAAUACUUAGGGUUUCAGCAACCUGACUCUAUAUACGGAUUCGCUGAUGCCGGUGAUGGGCAUAAAAGAUUGUCAUGGACAUUCGAGAAGGAAGGAACAAAGUUGCAGUGGAGAUGGAAAUGUCAGCAGUCUCCUAAUAGUAAGAAAACGACAGCGGAAAUACUGGACUUUCUCAUGGAUGCAAAUAUAACGCUUAGCGAAGAAGUUGUCAGAAAAACUGAAUCUUUUGAGAGGAUGAAAGUGGAAGCUGAGAAGUGUUUAUCCCAGAGUGAAAGAUUCGCCAACGAAAAAGUGGAAUUUGAAUCUGAAAUCUAUGCUAAGUUUCUAGAAGUCUUGAAUUCCAAGAAAGCGAAACUGAGAGAGCUUCGAGAUCAGAUCUCUAAAGGAAAAGCUACUGAAAAAUCUCCUCAGGAGCAAGACACAGACAAAACUGAAAGUUUUGAUGGUGAAAGCGAUGAAGAGGAUGCCCCUUUCAGUUCAAAGGAUGUUUCGGCAACCAAGCCGUCUCAAUCAAACCGAAAGAGAACUGCAAUGUCCACCUGAACUGACCAUUUUUCUCGUCAUUAGUUCCAUAUGUCAAUGGAUCCCUGUGUAUAUUGUCACUCUUCUCUACCAUAUCGAGCUUUAUAUGUCUUCUAUAAGAAGAAACUUACUAAGACCAUAUUGUACUAUGAAUGGUUAACACAUCUGGUUUCAUAUCCUAAGCAAAAGGUGUCAUCCAAUGACAUUCAAAA
Molecule: messenger RNA, 1203 nt
Organism: Neltuma alba
Lineage: Eukaryota; Viridiplantae; Streptophyta; Magnoliopsida; Fabales; Fabaceae
Product: DNA repair protein XRCC4-like
Exons: 5
Coding region: 47-1012 (321 amino acids)
Biological process (GO): DNA recombination; response to X-ray; positive regulation of ligase activity
Cellular component (GO): DNA-dependent protein kinase-DNA ligase 4 complex; DNA ligase IV complex; nucleus
Molecular function (GO): DNA binding
Source: RefSeq, a predicted model, not a curated record